Molecule: messenger RNA, 1704 nt
Organism: Penicillium cosmopolitanum
Lineage: Eukaryota; Fungi; Ascomycota; Eurotiomycetes; Eurotiales; Aspergillaceae
Product: DNA replication licensing factor MCM7
Exons: 3
Coding region: 1-1704 (567 amino acids)
Biological process (GO): DNA replication; DNA replication initiation; double-strand break repair via break-induced replication
Cellular component (GO): nucleus; MCM complex
Molecular function (GO): single-stranded DNA helicase activity; ATP binding; single-stranded DNA binding
Source: RefSeq, a predicted model, not a curated record
AUGGCUUUGCUCCAGUACCAGGCGCCGGUCGACUAUGCCGCCCAAUUGGAUGGCUUCAAGGAUUUUCUUCAGCAUUUCAAGACCCUCCAGUCAUCCUCGGAAGCUGCUGCGACCGAGGCCCUGGAGGAUCUGAACAUUGACGGAAAUCGCACCAGUGACGAAUACGAUUUUAUGGAUGAUGCUGAUGAUGAUGGAGAGGGAGCCCAGACCCGUGGGGCGAGGAGGCGCCGUGAGCCGAAGCUCAAGUACAUGCAGAUUCUGCAGGAUAUCUCCAACCGCGACGCUACAAACAUUGUGAUUGAGCUUGAUGAUCUGGAUAUUUACGAGAAAUCCCUCCCCGAUGAGCAGCAAUCAUUGAACCUUGUCGGGUCAAUCCAGAAAAACACUAAGCGCUAUGUCGACGUUUUCUCGCAGGCAGUGGACUCGGUUAUGCCGAAGGAGACCAAGGAUGUCACAUUCAAGGAUGAUGUCUUGGAUGUCAUCAUGUCGCAACGUGAUAAGCGCAACGAGACGGUGGAGAUGGCGCAGGAGGCCGAUAUGGAUACCGCAGACCCUGCCUCCUUGUUCCCCGCUGAACUCACCCGCCGAUACACCCUCAACUUCAAGCCUCUUACUCCCUCCGGCUCCAGUGACGAUCGGGCCGGUAAGGCCCUCGCUGUUCGAAAUGUGCGCGGCGAGCACCUGGGUAGUCUGAUCACUGUGCGCGGUAUCACCACUCGUGUCUCCGAUGUCAAGCCAGCCGUUGAAAUAAAUGCCUAUACCUGUGACCGCUGCGGCUGUGAAGUUUUCCAGCCUGUCAACACGAAGCAGUUCCUUCCUCUCACCGAGUGCUUGUCCAACGAGUGUAAGACGAACAACUCCAAGGGUCAACUGUUUCUUUCCACCCGAGCCUCCAAGUUUGUUCCCUUCCAGGAGGUCAAGAUCCAGGAGAUGGCAGACCAAGUGCCUGUUGGCCAUAUUCCCCGAUCUCUUACUAUUCACUGCCACGGUGCCCAGACUCGGCAAUUGAACCCUGGCGAUGUCGUUGACAUUGCUGGCAUCUUCUUGCCUACACCCUACACUGGCUUCCGCGCCAUUCGUGCUGGUCUUCUGACGGACACCUACUUGGAGGCCCAGCACAUCACCCAACACAAGAAGUCUUACAACGAUAUCGGCAUGGACAGCCGGACAUUGCGCAAGAUUGAUCAACACAUGAAGUCCGGCCAGAUGUACGAAUACCUGGCGCGAUCUAUCGCUCCCGAGAUUUUCGGACACCUGGACGUGAAGAAAGCACUGCUCUUGCUCCUGAUCGGUGGUGUUAGCAAGGAGAUGGGUGAUGGUAUGCACAUUCGUGGUGACAUAAACAUCUGCCUGAUGGGUGACCCCGGUGUGGCCAAAUCCCAAUUGCUCCGUUACAUUACCAAGGUUGCCCCUCGCGGCGUGUAUACUACUGGUCGUGGUAGCAGUGGUGUCGGUCUCACCGCCGCCGUGAUGAGGGACCCUGUCACGGACGAAAUGAUGCUAGAGGGAGGUGCUCUGGUUCUCGCAGACAACGGUAUCUGCUGUAUUGAUGAGUUCGAUAAAAUGGAGGACUCCGAUCGUACCGCAAUUCACGAAGUGAUGGAACAACAGACCAUUUCGAUCUCGAAGGCUGGCAUCAACACCACACUGAAUGCUCGCACAUCGAUCCUGGCCGCGGCUAACCCCCCUCUACGGCCGUUAUAA